AUGGCGUCUCCAUGUCUUCCUCGCAUCCUUGGUCGCGCUUCCAGAACUCUUUGCCGGCCACGGAGACAACUGGGCCAGCUUCUCCAAUGGCGGGCAGCGUCAACAAAACAUCCAAAAGGUUUCGUGCCACCGACACAUGAUGACCUGGUGGAAUUGAGAGAGCGGGUUCAAGAAUUUACAAGAAGAGAGAUUCCAGAAGAGGUCGCUGCCCGGACAGAUCUCCAGAAUAACUUCCCCGCCGAGAUGUGGCAGAAGCUUGGAGAAGCCGGAUUUCUAGGUGUUACCGCAGAUGAGCAGUAUGGUGGCUUGUCAAUGGGCUACCAAGCACACUGUGUAGUUUUAGAGGAAAUCAGCAGAGCUUCAGGCAGCAUUGGUCUCUCUUAUGCCGCCCACUCCCAACUUUGUGUUAACCAGCUCUCUCUGAACGGCAGCCCGGAACAGAAAGCCAAAUUUCUUCCAAGCCUGAUCUCAGGACAGAAGAUUGGCGCGCUGGCGAUGUCAGAGCACUCUGCAGGUUCGGAUGUUGUCAGUAUGAAGACUACUGCUAAAGCUGUGGAUGGAGGGUAUCUGCUUAAUGGAACAAAAAUGUGGAUUACCAACGGCCCCGAUGCCGAUUAUAUCGUCGUGUACGCAAAAACGAAGCCCGACCAGGGCUCCAAAGGCAUCACUGCCUUCGUUGUUGAGAAAACAUUCAAAGGAUUUUCCUGCGCUCGGAAACUGGAUAAGCUCGGCAUGAGAGGUUCAAAUACUGGCGAAUUGAUAUUUGAAGAUGUAUUCGUGCCACAGGAGAAUAUGUUGGGAGCGCUCAAUCGCGGUGUGAAGGUGCUCAUGGAAGGGCUUGACCUGGAGCGUCUUGUCCUUAGCGCAGGACCACUAGGGAUAAUGCAAGCAGCCCUUGACCUCGUGCUACCUUACACCCAUACCCGCAAACAAUUUGGCACCCCAAUCGCCCACAACCAACUCAUCCAAGGUAAGCUCGCAGACAUGUACACUAAACUCUCCGCAUCCCGCGCGUACACCUACGCUACAGCCCGCCAAAUUGACGAAGCCGCUGCGUCCUCCUCGAGCGAGGCAAGCAACAGCGCCAUUCGCACUCAGGACUGCGCUGGUGCGAUCCUAUAUGCUGCGGAGCGUGCAACGGAGUGUGCGCUUGAUGCCAUUCAGCUCAUGGGUGGCAACGGAUAUAUCAAUGAGAUUCCAGCAGGACGGCUUCUGCGGGACGCUAAGUUGUAUGAGAUUGGGGCGGGGACCAGUGAGAUUCGAAGGAUGUUGAUUGGGAGAGUGUUCAACAAAGAAUAUUCGUAG
Messenger RNA from Histoplasma capsulatum G186AR, 1305 nucleotides. RefSeq names its product isovaleryl-CoA dehydrogenase. The coding region runs from base 1 to 1305 and encodes 434 amino acids. The transcript has 6 exons. NCBI's taxonomy places the organism in Eukaryota, Fungi, Ascomycota, Eurotiomycetes, Onygenales, Ajellomycetaceae. Gene Ontology annotation, biological process: L-leucine catabolic process. Gene Ontology annotation, molecular function: flavin adenine dinucleotide binding; 3-methylbutanoyl-CoA dehydrogenase activity. The record is from RefSeq and is a predicted model, not a curated record.